Messenger RNA from Lachancea nothofagi CBS 11611, 984 nucleotides. The record is from the annotation of a GenBank genome assembly. NCBI's taxonomy places the organism in Eukaryota, Fungi, Ascomycota, Saccharomycetes, Saccharomycetales, Saccharomycetaceae.
AUGGACAGAGCCGUACAGCAGACUGACUACGAUGCAUUUUCCUGCAAAAUUAGCGCCAUUGCCAAAAAAUAUUUACCAUGCCAGAAACAGGUAGAGUAUUGCGGUAUGGAAGAUUACGCUGCACUGCACAUGGCAUAUGGUCAAGGACUGAAAGCCCUCAGCCGAAGAGCUUACGGAAAAAUCCAAAAGGCUGUGAAUUCCGGGCUUCCGCUGAUGAACUAUGGUACCUACCUAAGAACGUUAGCAGUAGACGUCGAGAUUAUGUCUUUUUUGAAACAGGUGCCGAAGAAUUCCAAAGUACAAAUCGUCAAUCUGGGUUGCGGUUCAGAUCUUAGAAUGAUACAUUUCAUGUCACAAUACCCGCAACUGACGUGGGUUGAUUUGGACUACUCAGAGUCUGUAUCUGUGAAGGCCAAGAUUUUGAAAAGCAAUGAUUGUUUUUUAAAAACAUUAGGCCCUCCUCAAAACACGGAUGAUGCAGAGUAUGUUUCUGAUCGAUAUCUUUUGCGAAGCUGCAACCUCAACAUUGUCGAAAAUCUUCUUGAUAUUCUCAAAGAAUUCACUUAUCCGGACGUACAAACUCUAGUUUUGACAGAAUGUGUACUAUGCUAUGUGAAGCUACCACAAUCUCAACGUUUGAUACAUGAAAUGAUGUCUUUUUAUCAAACUGGCACCUGGGUAUCAUACGACCCCAUUGGUGGAGAAAAGAAGGCCGAUAAAUUUGGGUCUAUCAUGCAGGCCAAUCUACGAGAAGCACGACAGCUGGAACUUCCUACCUUGAUGGUUUUUAAUUCCCCAGCAAAGUACUCUCAAAGGUUCGAGGACAACUCAAAAAGUACGGAGAUUCGAACAAUGUGGCAGUAUUAUGUCCAGGAGAUAACAGAUGUGGAGAAAAAUCGACUCAAAUCACUUCAAUUUCUAGAUGAAAUCGAGGAAGUAGAAAUUGUUCUUUCUCAUUACGUUUUGUUGAAAGCUAUAUGGUAA